This is a messenger RNA of Rhinopithecus roxellana (golden snub-nosed monkey), 6665 nucleotides long. RefSeq names its product ADCYAP receptor type I (gene ADCYAP1R1). Gene Ontology annotation, cellular component: plasma membrane; neuron projection. The coding region runs from base 460 to 1947 and encodes 495 amino acids. Gene Ontology annotation, molecular function: G protein-coupled peptide receptor activity; peptide hormone binding; vasoactive intestinal polypeptide receptor activity. The transcript is spliced from 17 exons. Gene Ontology annotation, biological process: cell surface receptor signaling pathway; adenylate cyclase-modulating G protein-coupled receptor signaling pathway. The record is from RefSeq and is a predicted model, not a curated record. NCBI's taxonomy places the organism in Eukaryota, Metazoa, Chordata, Mammalia, Primates, Cercopithecidae.
GCCUCCCUCCAGCGCCCCGCCUGGCUUCGCGGCGGAGGCGGCGCCUCUCCUGCAGGACUGAGCUGAGCUGGGCUGCCGUGCCGCGCCGCGCGGGGCGGGCGAAGUGGGGCGCUGCGCUUGGCCCCGGGCGGGGACUGACGGCGGCGGCGGCGGCGGCGGCGGCGGCUCCGGGCGAGCGUGGUCCCCGCGUGCGCACACGCACACGCCGCCGCUCAGGGACAAACGGACCCCGGCCGCCCGCGGCCACACAGGUGCAGAGACCCGGCUCGGCGCGCUUUCCUCGGCGCACACGCUCCCCAUCCCCGCGCCGCGCGGGCCGCGGACUCGCAGGCUGCGCGUCCUUUGCGGAGUCUGCCCCUGCCCCACGGACAGGCCCCGCAGUGAGCAGCCCAGAGACGCGUUGGGGCUGACCCACAGCUGCUGUCAGUGGGAGGCCAGUGGUGCUGGCCAAGAAGUGUCAUGGCUUGUGUCGUGCAGGUUUCCCUGGCUGCUCUCCUCCUGCUGCCUAUGGCCCCUGCCAUGCAUUCUGACUGCAUCUUCAAGAAGGAGCAAGCCAUGUGCCUGGAGAAGAUCCAGAGGGCCAAUGAGCUGAUGGGCUUCAAUGAUUCCUCUCCAGGCUGUCCUGGGAUGUGGGACAACAUCACGUGUUGGAAGCCUGCCCACGUGGGUGAGAUGGUCCUGGUCAGCUGCCCUGAACUCUUCCGAAUCUUCAACCCAGACCGAGUCUGGGAGACCGAAACCAUUGGAGAGUCUGAUUUUGGUGACAGUAACUCCUUAGAUCUCUCAGACAUGGGAGUGGUGAGCCGGAACUGCACGGAGGAUGGCUGGUCGGAGCCCUUCCCUCAUUACUUUGAUGCCUGUGGGUUUGAUGAAUAUGAAUCUGAGACUGGGGACCAGGAUUAUUACUACCUGUCAGUGAAGGCCCUCUACACGGUUGGCUACAGCACUUCCCUCGUCACCCUCACCACUGCCAUGGUCAUCCUGUGUCGCUUCCGGAAGCUGCACUGCACACGCAACUUCAUCCACAUGAACCUGUUUGUGUCGUUCAUGCUGAGGGCGAUCUCCGUCUUCAUCAAAGACUGGAUUCUGUAUGCGGAGCAGGACAGCAAUCACUGCUUCAUCUCCACCGUGGAGUGUAAGGCCAUCAUGGUUUUCUUCCACUACUGUGUUGUGUCCAACUACUUCUGGCUGUUCAUCGAGGGCCUGUACCUCUUCACUCUGCUGGUGGAGACCUUCUUCCCUGAAAGGAGAUACUUCUACUGGUACACCAUUAUUGGCUGGGGGACCCCAACUGUGUGCGUGACGGUGUGGGCUACGCUAAGACUCUACUUUGAUGACACAGGCUGCUGGGAUAUGAAUGACAGCACAGCUCUGUGGUGGGUGAUCAAAGGCCCUGUGGUUGGCUCUAUCAUGGUUAACUUUGUGCUUUUUAUUGGCAUUAUCGUCAUCCUUGUGCAGAAACUUCAGUCUCCAGACAUGGGAGGCAAUGAGUCCAGCAUCUACUUCUGCGUGCAGAAAUGCUACUGCAAGCCACAGCGGGCUCAGCAGCACUCUUGCAAGAUGUCAGAACUGUCCACCAUUACUCUGCGGCUGGCCCGGUCCACCCUGCUGCUCAUCCCACUAUUCGGAAUCCACUACACAGUAUUCGCCUUCUCCCCAGAGAACGUCAGCAAAAGGGAAAGACUCGUGUUUGAGCUGGGGCUGGGCUCCUUCCAGGGCUUUGUGGUGGCUGUUCUCUACUGUUUUCUGAAUGGCGAGGUACAAGCGGAGAUCAAGCGAAAAUGGCGAAGCUGGAAGGUGAACCGUUACUUUGCUGUGGACUUCAAGCACCGACACCCAUCUCUGGCCAGCAGUGGGGUGAACGGGGGCACCCAGCUCUCCAUCCUGAGCAAGAGCAGCUCCCAAAUCCGCAUGUCUGGCCUCCCUGCUGACAAUCUGGCCACCUGAGCCGUGCUCCCCUCCUCUUCCUCUCCUCCAUCCACAGGCUGGGACUGCAGGCAGGCGCCAGCCCACGCAUGUUCGUGCCUCUUCCCUCCCCUUGGGCAGGCCCUGGGCCGGAAGCUUGGCUCCUGAGGGGGGAGAAGGCGGCAGGGCACAGACUGGGAUCGUCCCCUCCUUGUUUUGGUACUGGUCCCACUCACUGUGGUCCCCUGACCCCAGACAUGUAAAUACUCCUCAAAUUUGGAAAAGUUGUCCCAUCCCUUCCCCCUUUGCCCCAGUGUCCCCACUCACUUCCAGUCAGGUCUCAGCUCCACCCCACUGUGUCUUGGUCAGCCUCAGUGAUGGCCUGACCCCAGCUGUGAGGCCUUGUGAGCUAAGGCUGAAGAGACCUUGCCUGUGGGAGCUGGGGUGGUACCUGCCCCAACAGCGCCCCAUCAUCUGGUUUUGGGUGUGACCCCUCAAGUGUGCAUGCCACCGUGGGGCUCUUCUCAGUCCUGGACCCAAGUCCCUGAGGCCUAGCAGAGGGCCAGCUCAGGUGGCCAGAACACCCCUUGGUGCAGGCCUGCUGGCACUUGCCUGGCAUCUUGUUGUCUGGGUGCUCAGCUCCUGGGUCCCAGGGCAGUGGGACAGCUCCAAGGCUUUUCUCAUCAGAGGCUUUAGUUUGGGUGGAGAGUAUGCAGGUCAGGGAAGGUUCUGGUGCUUUUCAUUUGAUCCAAAAGGAGCUGAGAGCCAGAAAUGUGGCUGUGAUUGGGAAAGAGAUGGAGUUUGGGAGGCCCAUGGAAGAAAACCUUUGCCAUCUCCAUUGUUUUACCCCUAGCUUAAGAUGGACAGGGUUCUUCUGGUCACCUCCCUUCCACCUCUUCCACUCUCACGGAUGCCUUCCAGAAGAUGUCUCCAACCAUGCCUACCACAGAGAGCCCUUAAGCCGUCCCCUCCCCAUUUCCCCUAAGUCAAAGCCAUGACUAGGAUGUACCAGCCGCCUGCCUGUGAUGUUGGCGAAUCCUGAAGCACCUACACCCGAGUCUGGGGCCCAGGGCUCCUCAACACCCACCCCCAUGGAUGAUGAGGAGCCCCAGACACCAGCUCCUCGGGCCUGGACUCAACUAUUGAAAUCUCUGAGACCUUUGCAAAGAUGUCCCUUAUAUGCCCUUGACCUUGACUCACCAUGGGCUGCUGGGGUGUCGGGAGCAGAAGCCACACCCACCAUGCCCAGGAACAGAAGUGGCUGCUGAUGGGGCGGCUGCUCCCCACCACCCGCCCUGGCUCCCCAGCUGCAGGUUGCACACCCUCAGCCUGAGAAUGUACAAUAGGGUGGUGCCCAGCUGGGGAGGCAGAGGAAAAGUGCUAGAGUACGUGGUCCCUGUGUGGCCUAGCUCAUUCCAUGUCAGCAUUUGGUAUUACUCCUGUCCAAGUUCUGUUUGUGGACUUGUUUCAUGAUGAUGUUCUGGAAUGCUUGGGGACUUUGGAUGGAGGAGGAUGUUGCUCCAUUUUAUAAAGAGGAAGGGGCCUGGGAGACUUGGGAAAAUGUUUCUGUAGAGGCUUUCAGAGUGGCUGGAAAAGGCUCUUGCUGCUGUAAUUUAGAGAGGAGCUCUGUGUCCUUGGCCAGUCAAGUAAGUCCCUGGGUCUUUGGCAAAACCAGAGGAAGAAAGGAGCUACCUGCCCUUUCCUGGGCAUGCUUGGCGACUCAGAUUGAUCAUGGAGUGUGCAGUGGUCCUUCUGCACAUGACCUCAUGAUCCCCUCCACCUGCACUGACGCAAGGGUCCUGUGGCCAUCUUGCACUUUCGGUACUGCUAGGGGGUCUGGGCUGCUUGGAAGGAGCCUGGGGUUCAGGGAACUAGACUCUAUCCCAGCUGGGUUCAGACUGCUGUGACUGGACAUGAUGCUCCCUGUCUGGGCUCCAGUUUUCCCAUUUGUGAGACGAGGCAACUUCUGAUGCUUCUCUAAGCCCUGUACUUAAGUGAUUUUUCCAGUUCAAAGCCAAGGCAGGCAAAAGGGCAUGCAUCAUUGUGCCUCAUAUCAGGUUUUGAUGAAUGUGUGUGUGUGUGUGUGUGUCUGUGUGUAGAAGGAUGGAGACAGGAUGCUGUUUAUUUUCCAUUUCCUGGAAAUGGACCCUCUGUCCCUUCCAUUUGGACACCAUAGUGGAAGCUGAUGGCCUGGAAGGAAGGAUUAGGUCAUGGAUAUUUGAACAGGUGCCUUGGGCAUGAUAUAUAGAUGCAACCAUAUAUACCUUGCUGGGGUGGGGUGCCACUUCCAGUGGCCACCUCCAGAUCCAAGGAGCAGCUCCAUGGGGAUGGACCCCAUUCAUUCAUCAUCACUCCCAACAGCAGGUCUGUUUCAUUGUGGAAGAAGAAACUUUGGCAUUAUACAGACAUCAUCACAAAACAGUAAAAAGAAAAUCAAUCCUGAACCCCAUGCAGUCUGCUGCUUCCUGAGCCUGGCCCUGUGUCCUCAUAGAGGUUCCGGGUUCUUAUUGGUUGGUUGGUUUUUCUGUCUGAAUGAAUUUUUGCCAAUCUUGUAAGCAGAUAAACCUGAUUUAUUCUCAAUGUUCCAGGAGGUUCUGGCCUUCAAGAUCACAGGCAAUAGGGGGACAGCGUAAGGUCUGUGUAAAACCCUUCCCUCUCUGACCCUCUGUUUUCAAAUCUGUAAAAUGGGCAGCAAGACUAGAUGAUUUGUAUGUAGCCCAACGCAUCUCUGGAACUCUGUCUAAACACCAGCCAUCUACUUGGAAUGGGCCCCAGGACUGUGGUAUUUGCCUGGCCAGGAAAGGAUAAGAAAUACUGUCAUGUGAAGACAGCUUGAGAGGCUUGGGAAAAGUGGGGCUGGGGAGGAGCAGGCUUGUCAGACUCCACCCCUGUUGAUGAUCAUUCCUGGAAAGGGGGUUCUUGUUCUAUGCACUCCUAAAGGAGAAAACUCACCCAUGGGAGGCUGAAUUAUCCUUGGGAUGAAGAAAUCGCUCUUUCCCUGUCACAACUGUCCAACCAGGGAGCAGGGAGGCAGUGUCAGGGAGGGACACUUAUCCUGGGGGAAAUGGGAUUCCAAGUCAAGGAUGCUGAGGCUGUCGGGGAGCCAGAGAGGGGGGUCCCAGUGCAGGAUGUGGGUGGCUCUGUGGUUCAGUGGCUCUGUGGUGGUCCCUAGCACUGCAGACUUCAUGACUCCCCACUUAAGUCCAAGCCACAUUCUCUGUCCCAGUGUGUAGCUCUGUCACCCUGCUUGACACAUCCAGUGGCCUACAGUGACUCCUCUCUAACCCCACCCCCUCCAAGCUGGGUUCUUUGUGGAACAGGGCCAGGGAGCUAGAGCCAAGCCUGAGGUUUGAGAAAUACCUGCAUCUAUAAUCCCCGCCAAGGAUGCCCAGUCACCUCUCUCAUCUGACCCUCACUCUUCAUGGAAGGGAAAGCUCAAAGGGACUCUUUUAUUUUGAGUAGUCCCUUGCCCUCUUCAUGGCCACUUCAAAGUGAAGCCAGCAAGUAUUGAUACUUUAUCAUUUAGUAUUAUCAUAAAGUAUUAAUAGUUUAUCAUAAAGUCCUCCUUGAGCCCAGGGACCAUGGAAGUCAGCUAGAAGAGCCCUGAGCAAGGAGUAGGGACUUGGGCUUCUCCAAGCUUUGCUCCUGGCUUGUUUGACCUUGACUCAUUCUCCAUAUGUCUCUGAGGAGGCUCACAAAAUACUAAAGCUGGGAGGAAACUUGGAGAUCUAUAGGUCAAACCUCCCCAUUGGGCUGAUGAGAAAAUACAUGUGAGCCUAGCAUGGUACCUGCCACCAUGGUGGGAUCCAGUAUAUUUUAUAAAUCUGAAUGAGUUAAUGGCUCACCAGUUUGUGCACAGCCCUGCACAUGAACAGAAUGUGACACUCAAGGCUUCCAUGCAGUACGCAUGUAACCUUGCACAGGAGAGGGGCUCUGGUGACCGAUGGUUUUCCAGGACUCUAUUGCAGGAGAAGCAAUGGAGUCAGUGUGGUGUGGGGAGACCUGCUUUUUAACCUGGACUUAGCGACCUGCUCUGUGAUCCUUCUUUGGGCCUCGGCCUCCUAAUCUGAGUAAUGGGGAGAACUUCAUUGGCAUUGUUAGUCCCACAGGCCAAGGAUAAGGUUGAAAUGAGAUGGCUUGUGUGUGAAAAGAUUUUGGAAACUACACAGAUGUGGGCUUGUUCUUGGGAUGAAAACUGCUGGAAGGGACUCCUUGCUGUUUAUCUACUGCUUUGAGCUCUCCUGAGUUAACCUUUGCCCCAUUUGUAAAACCACCAGCAUCAGGAGUAAGGGGGAGGCCAGAAGGCUCAGAUGGACGCAGAAUUCUAGCUUUAUCUGCAUCAGCUGAUUCAGUUUUCUGUUGGGAUCAGAGAGAGGAUACUUCCAUAUGGGUGAGAGCAGCCAUGCCCUUGGGAGUCAACUUCAAGGAUCUGGGACAUUUUGGUGUGCCCAUUCCUUAUUUUCCUGAACUCACCGUCUUGGGAUAUUUCUGUACUUGGCCAUGUGUGUCUUGUCUUAUGUCUGUCUUCUGUAGCUUUGCCUCUGUCAGGGCUGGAGUGGUGCAGCCCCUGGCAUCUCAGACAUGGUUCCUGCCUCACUCGUGGGAGCUGGACCAGCCUGGGUUUCAUCUCCCACAAUAAAGAUAAGCCCCACAGACCUUACUGCUACCGCUGCUGCCAUUAAUGCUGUGCUCAUAAUCUUGUCCAGGAUUUUAAGAAUGUCAGACUACUGUAGAUGACUCAAUAAAUGUUUUGCCAUUUU